Molecule: messenger RNA, 3501 nt
Organism: Canis lupus familiaris (dog)
Lineage: Eukaryota; Metazoa; Chordata; Mammalia; Carnivora; Canidae
Gene: LEPR
Product: leptin receptor
Biological process (GO): cytokine-mediated signaling pathway
Cellular component (GO): external side of plasma membrane
Molecular function (GO): cytokine receptor activity; protein binding
Source: RefSeq, marked provisional
AUGACUUGUCAAAAAUUCUGUGUGGCUUUGUUACAUUGGGAAUUCAUUUAUUUGACAACUGCAUUUAACUUGGCAUAUCCAAUUACUCCCUGGAGAUUUAAGUUGUCUUGCAUGCCACCAAAUACAACCUAUGACUUCCUUUUGCCUGCUGGAAUCUCAAGGAACACUUCCAAUUUGAAUGAACAUUAUGAGGCAGUUGUUGAAGCUAAAUUAAAUUCAAGUAGUACCUACAUUUCUAAUUUAUCUUCCAAAACAACUUUCCACUGUUGCUUUUGGAGCAAGGAAGAUAAAAACUGUUCUGUCCAUGCAGACAACAUGGAAGGGAAGGCAUUUGUUUCAACAGUGAAUUCUUUAGUUUUUCAACAAAUAGGUGCAAACUGGAACAUACAGUGCUGGAUGAAAGAGGACUUGAAAUUAUUCAUCUGUUAUAUGGAGUCAUUAUUUAAGAAUCCUUUCAAGACCUAUGACCUUAAGGUCCAUCUUUUAUAUGUUUUGCCUGAAGUUUUAGAAGAGUCACCUCCAGUCCCCCAGAAGGGAAGUUUUCAGAUUGUUCCAUGCAACUGCAGUGUUCAUGACAGCUGUGAAUGCCAUGUGCCUGUGCCAACAGCCAAACUCAACCACACUCUUCUUAUGUAUUUGAAAAUCACGUUGGGUGGAAUAAAUUUUCAGUCACCUCUAAUGUCAGUUAAGCCCAUAAAUGUUGUGAAGCCUGAUCCACCAUUAGGUUUGCAUAUGGAGAUCACAGAUACGGGCAAUUUAAAGAUUUCUUGGUCCAGCCCAACAUUAGUACCAUUUCAACUUCAAUAUCAAGUGAGAUAUUCAGAGAAUUCUUCAACAAAUGUGAGAAAAGCUAAUGAAAUUGUCUCAGCUACAUCUCUGCUAAUAGACAGUGUGCUUCCUGGGUCUUCAUACGAAGUUCAAGUGAGAGGCAAGAAACUGGAUGGCCCAGGAAUCUGGGGUGACUGGAGCACCCCUCUUAUCUUUAUCACACAAGAUGUCAUAUACUUUCCACCUAAAAUUCUGACAAGUGUCGGGUCUAAUGUUUCUUUUCACUGCAUUUAUAAAAGUGAAAACAAGAUUGUUUCCUCAAAAAAGAUUGUUUGGUGGCUGAAUUUAGCUGAGAAAAUUCCUCAAAGCCAGUAUAACAUGGUGGGUGACCGUGUUAGCAAAGUUACUUUUCCAAAUCUGAAUGCUACCAAGCCUCGAGGGAAGUUCACCUAUGAUGCAGUGUACUGCUGCAAGGAGCAGGAAUGCCACCAUCGCUAUGCUGAAUUAUACGUGAUUGAUGUCAAUAUCAAUAUAUCAUGUGAAACUGAUGGGUACUUAACUAAAAUGACUUGCAGAUGGUCAACCAAUGCAAUCCAAUCACUCGAGGGAAGUACUUUGCAGUUGAGGUAUCAUAGGAGCAGCCUUUACUGUUCUGAUGUUCCAUCUAUUCAUCCCAUAUCUGAACCCAAAGAUUGCCAUUUGCGGAGGGAUGGUUUUUAUGAAUGCAUAUUUCAGCCAAUCUUUCUAUUAUCCGGCUAUACAAUGUGGAUUAAAAUCAAUCACUCUUUGGGUUCACUUGACUCUUCACCAACGUGUGUGGUUCCUGAUUCCGUGGUGAAACCGCUGCCUCCAUCCAGUGUGAAAGCAGAAAUUACUGUAAAAAUUGGAUUAUUGAAAAUAUCUUGGGAAAAGCCAGUCUUUCCAGAGAAUAAUCUUAAGUUCCAGAUUCGCUACGGCUUAAAUGGAAAAGAAGUACAGUGGAAGAUGUAUGAGGUGUAUGAUGCAAAAUCGAAAUCUGCCAGUGUCCCGGUGCCAGAGCUGUGUGCAGUCUAUGCUGUUCAGGUGCGCUGUAAGAGGCUGGAUGGGCUGGGAUAUUGGAGUAAUUGGAGUAGUCCAGCCUACACAGUCAUCAUGGAUAUAAAAGUUCCUACCAGAGGACCUGAAUUUUGGAGAAUGAUUGAUGAAGAUACCUCCCGAAAAGAGAGAAAUGUUACUUUACUUUGGAAGCCUCUGAUGAAAAAUGACUCAUUGUGCAGUGUGAGAAAAUAUGUGGUAAAACAUCAUACUUCCCGCAAUGGAACAUGGUCAGAAGAUGUCGGAAAUCACACUAAAUUCACUUUCCUGUGGACAGAGCAAGCACAUUCUGUUACAGUUCUGGCUGUCAAUUCAAUUGGUGCUUCUUCUGUGAAUUUUAAUUUAACAUUCUCAUGGCCUAUGAGCAAAGUAAAUACUGUGCAGUCACUCAGUGCAUAUCCUUUAAACAGCACUUGUGUGCUUCUUUCCUGGACGCUAACACCCAGUGACUACUAUCUGACGUAUUUUAUUACUGAGUGGAAAAUUCUUAAUGAAGACAGUGAAAUCAAAUGGCUUAGGAUCCCUCCAUCUGUGAAAAAGUAUUAUAUCCACGAUCAUUUUAUCCCCAUUGAGAAGUAUCAGUUCAGUCUUUACCCAGUAUUUAUGGAAGGAGUAGGGAAACCGAAGACAAUUAAUAGUUUUACCCAAGAUGAUAUUGAAAAACACCAGAAUGAUGCAGGUCUAUAUGUAAUUUUGCUGAUAAUUAUUUCCUCUUCAAUCUUACUGCUUGGAACGUUGUUAAUAUCACACCAAAGAAUGAAAAAGCUGUUUUGGGAAGAUGUUCCAAACCCCAAGAACUGCUCCUGGGCACAAGGACUUAAUUUUCAGAAGCCAGAAACAUUUGAGCAUCUUUUUAUCAAGCAUACAGAAUCAGUGAUAUUUGGUCCUCUUCUUUUGGAACCUGAAACCAUUUCAGAAGAUAUCAGUGUUGACACAUCAUGGAAGAAUAAAGAUGAGAUGGUGCCAACAACUAUGGUCUCUCUGCUUUUGACAACUCCGGAUCUUGAAAAGGGUUCUAUUUGUAUCCGUGAUCAGCACAACAGUGCUAACUUCUCUGAGCUGGAGAGCACCGUGGUAACCCGUGAGGAUGAGGGCAGGAGGCAGCCCUCUGUUAGAUAUGCCACCCUCCUCACCAGCUCUAAAUCAAGUGAAAUUGAGGAAGAGCAAGGGCUUAUAAACAGCUCAGUCAGCAAAUGCUUCUCUAGCAAAAAUUCUCUACCAAAGGGUUCUUUUUCUAACAGCUCAUGGGAGAUAGAAACUCAGGCAUUUUUUAUAUUAUCAGAUCAGCAUCCCAAUAUAAUUUUGCCACACCUUCCAUUCUCAGAAGGAUUGGAUGACCUUUUGAAACUUGAGGGAAAUUUUCCUGAAGAAAAUAAUGGUGAAAGGUCUGUCUAUUAUUUAGGGGUCACCUCAAUCAAAAAAAGAGAGAGUGGUGUGUUUUUGACUGACGAGUCCCAAGUGUUGUGUCCGUUCCCAGCCCACUGUUUAUUCACUGACAUCAGAAUCCUCCAGGAUAGUUGCUCACACCUUGUAGAAAAUAACUUCAAUUUAGGAACUUCUGGUCAGAAGACUUUUGUACCUUAUAUGCCUCAAUUUCAGAUUUGUUCCACUCAGACUCAGAAGAUAAUGGAAACCAAAAUGUGUGACCUAACUGUCUAA